CAGAGAGCGUUGUGAAUAACUCCUGAAAUAGAAGCCACUGGAGCGUAUAAAGGAAAAAAUGUAAAAGCCAGUGUGGACAGAGAGGGUUUUGUGCUUGCAAUGUGAUAUGUUUGGUGAGUUAUGUUCAUAUGGAAAGAAAUAAAGUAAGAAUAGGGUUCAACUGGGAAAAAGACCCAAGUAAGUGAAGGGGAGACCAGAAGGGGAGGGAAGAGGCCGGGCCUGAGAAAGAACCAGACUGAAAGAAAGGGAGAGUGAGAGAGAGACCAAGAGAGAGAGAGAGAGAGAGAGAGAGACAGACAGAGAGAAAGACAGAGACGGAGGGGGAGGGCAAAAGGUUUGGUGACAAGGGAAAGGCGUGCUCAGCUCAGGCUGAAAGUCUGAAUCAGAGAAAGGAAGACAUUUGGUGUGCACAGUUAUUCUUCCUGUUGUACAUUACCAUACUCAACAAAAAGAAGUUCCUCUUUUUACUUUUAGUUUACUUUUAAGUUUACUUUUCUAAACUCUGGAACCAAGAGGCCUAUUUGAACUGUACUCUGAAGUUCAUUCUUUUCAACAUUUAACUUUGAGCAAUAAGACUCUGAAUUACUCGGUUGCACUGAUUGGUGUUCUUUAUGGAAGAUUGUCUGCGUUCACCAUGGGGAUUGGUGUAGAACUGCUCAUCUUUGGGCUGCUGUGUAUGUUGGGCAGAGGUGUCUGUGAUUGUACCCCGGGCUACAACACAGAAGGACGCAAGUGCACUGAUAUUGACGAGUGUUUGGACAUCUCCGAAAAAUGUGGGAACAACACCAAAUGCUACAACACAGAGGGCAGUUUCUACUGUCAGUGUGAUUCUGGUUUUAGAAACAUCAACAGAGCGGUGAACCUCACUGCGCUAACUGGACAGUGCCAAGAUGUCAAUGAAUGUGUGGAUGAUGUUGAAAUCUGUGGCCGUCAUGCUUCUUGCUCUAAUCUGAUUGGGAACUACACAUGCACCUGCUCUUCUGGCUACACUUCAAACCAGAAUAUCUCUGGGGACUGCAGAGACAUAGAUGAAUGUCAGGAAGAUAACAUCUGUGGAGAGAAAGGCAAGUGUAAGAAUGAAGACGGAAGCUUCUGGUGUGAUUGUCCACGAGGAUACACCAACUACGGCAACCAGGGGAUGCCUUGUUCUGAGCUUCAAUGUGAUUUCUUCAGUUCUGAAAGUGGACCCACACAGUUUCUUGGAGGCUUAAUGAGAAACAGCUGUCUGGCUUUGUCCAAUCCCAAUUCAGCUAGUGAAGAGAAGGCCGACGGUGAUGCGCUACUGAAGAAACUUUUUACGGCAACAGAUACUAUCCUGUCACCUGGUCAUCUGGACAGCCGUGAAGAUGUGAGCAAGCUGCUGGGCACAGUGGAAAACUCCAUUAUGUUCAUUGGUCCCCAGCUCAAAAACAACCAAACCAAGAUGAACACGUCAGAGACAGAUGCAGUGAUAGCUGUUCGAAAGGGAAACAGUCGACCCAGUGGACCGAUCCAUUUGACCAUUGACAAUGCAGCACUUGACACUGACUGGGAAACUGCAACCGGGACAGGCACUUACGCAGGUUUUGCUUUGGCUGCAUUAUUGAGCUACAAAAACCUUACAAGUGCAGUAAAUGGUUCUUUUGAGGAGCUCAAAGGUCAUGAAAGAGACGGUGUGGACCCCUCCUUUCAGAUCUUUUCCAGAGUUGUGUCUGUAGUUGUCUCCAAUCCCUCCACUCAACAUUUGGGCCACUCUGUCAACAUCACACUGAGACAUUUAGAGGACAAGGACGUGUCCCCUGAAGUGAGUUACAUCUGUGCCUACUGGAGUGUGAGAGAGGCCUGGUCAACAGAUGGUUGUUAUCCACAGCACUCUAAUACCUCACACACUGUGUGUGCAUGUGAACAUCUGAGCAGCUUUGCUGUUCUCAUGGCCCUUUAUCCCAUGGAGCAUCCUUUUGGACUCCAGAUUGUGAGCAAAAUGGGGUUGAUCAUCUCCAUAGUGUGUCUGAUACUAAGCAUCCUGACCUUCAAGUUCUGCCGCUCCAUACAAGGGACACGCACCACCAUCCAUCUUCACCUCUGUAUCUGCCUCCUCCUUGCUGACAUAAUUUUUCUGGCCGGUAUUUCACAAACUGAACCUGUGGGCGGCUGCCGAUUUGUUGCGGGCAUGCUACAUUACUUUUUUUUGGGAGUCUUCACCUGGAUGUUACUGGAAGGUGUUCAGCUCUACCGAAUGGUUGUCCUGGUGUUCAAUGCCACCAUUCGACCUCUCUAUCUGUUUGUCAUUGGCUAUGGAACACCGCUAGUCGUCGUCAUGAUCUCUGCCAUCAUUAGACCCCAGAGAUAUGGCACUAACCAGCACUGCUGGCUCUCCCUGAAAGAUGGCCUCAUCUGGAGUUUUUAUGGCCCAGUUUGCUUCAUCAUCCUUGUUAAUGUCCUCUUCUUCACUAUCACUGUGCUGAAGUUGGCCCAGAAAUUCACAAGCCUUAACCCAGACCUCUCCAAACUGCAGAAAAUGAAGGCUUUUACGGUGACAGCUAUAGCCCAGAUGUGCAUACUGGGACUGAUGUGGGUGUUUGGGGCUUUCCUGUUUGAAGAGAACGCCACAGCAGUUGUUGCUGCCUAUAUAUUCACUAUACUGAACAGCCUCCAAGGGGCAUUGAUCUUUUUCUUGCAUUGUCUGCUAUCGAAACAGGUGAGAGAGGAGUAUGCCUAUGUUUUCUCUUGCAUCUGCACACAACAAAGGAAGAAGCUCUCAGAUUUCAGCAGCAGUUCCAACCCCUCAAGCAGCCGGUCACAGGGUUCAAGAGGUGGACAUCAAACUGGAGAAUCCCAAAUAUAAAAAGCUAUUCCAGAGAGAGAGCUAUCCCAGUUUGAAUAAAUAUGAUUUAAUGUAUAUACUGUAUAUCCCAGAUAUGACAAGAAAUCUGAGGUAAAUAUCUUGAGAGAUUUUGCAGGAGAAGCAACAAGUUAAAAGAUGACGUGUAGUGGUAACUACGUCAGUAAAGACAAUUAUAGACAACCAUUAUCAGUGUCAACGAUUAUUACACUUAAAUGUAAAAAUCCAAAUUCAAACAAACAGAAAACUUGCUACACCUGUGUUGUGGUAUUCUUAAAAUCAAUUUAUAUUUGUAUGUAUUUUUUUAGUGUUUGUAA
This is a messenger RNA of Cynoglossus semilaevis (tongue sole), 3138 nucleotides long. Its product is annotated as CD97 antigen. NCBI's taxonomy places the organism in Eukaryota, Metazoa, Chordata, Actinopteri, Pleuronectiformes, Cynoglossidae. The coding region runs from base 635 to 2824 and encodes 729 amino acids. Gene Ontology annotation, biological process: adenylate cyclase-activating G protein-coupled receptor signaling pathway; cell surface receptor signaling pathway. Gene Ontology annotation, molecular function: calcium ion binding; G protein-coupled receptor activity. Gene Ontology annotation, cellular component: plasma membrane. The record is from RefSeq and is a predicted model, not a curated record. The transcript is spliced from 17 exons.